AUGUCGAACGAUCAGGAUAUGGCCGAUGCUACCCCCUGCGCUGAAGCGAACGGCACCAGUCAACCUCCGUUCCUCGAGAAAAUCCGCCUAAAGUUGCUACCCGGCGCCACACUCACGGCAGCAUCAUACUCAUUCGAGAACGAAGAUCACACCCUUGGAAACGCGCUUCGGUACAUGCUCACAAAAGACCCUGACGUUGAAUUCUGCGGCUAUUCGAUCCCACAUCCUUCAGAGCCGUUCAUGAACAUCAGAAUCCAGACCUGGGAUGGUGUGCACACAGACAUAGUCUUGCGCAGAGCACUCGAGAACCUUGCUCAUCUUUGUGAUGCUGUGGAAGAGAAGUUCGUUGCGUCACGAGACCAGUUCAACGAGGAACAUCCAGAUAGGAUCGGUUCGAGAUGA
Molecule: messenger RNA, 402 nt
Organism: Fulvia fulva
Lineage: Eukaryota; Fungi; Ascomycota; Dothideomycetes; Mycosphaerellales; Mycosphaerellaceae
Product: DNA-directed RNA polymerases I and III subunit RPAC2
Exons: 4
Coding region: 1-402 (133 amino acids)
Biological process (GO): DNA-templated transcription
Cellular component (GO): RNA polymerase I complex; RNA polymerase III complex
Molecular function (GO): DNA-directed RNA polymerase activity; protein dimerization activity; DNA binding
Source: RefSeq, a predicted model, not a curated record